AUGGAAGUUUCUGAUAUUCUCGCAAGGAUUUUUAAUCACGAAUUUCGUUUAAGAACAGAUGAUGACAACAAAAUAAAAUUCUCGGAGGAUUUGAAUCGUUGGGUAACAACAAAUUUAGACAGCCAAGUACCAUGUUUUCUACCUGUAAUAGACAAUCGAAGUGGAAGAAUCGGCCCAUCAAACGUUAAAUUUGAUGUGAGCGCACAUUUUGGUCUCUUUAUCAUAGGCUCAGAAAGAUUGAGCGUUCAUUCUCAAAGUAACUUUAGUUCUAUUCUUUGCAAUGUUUGCGUUUAUCAAGGAAAAUGGCAAUUCGAAGUGCAAUUAGGUACCAAAGGUGUGAUGCAAAUAGGUUGGGCAACCAGGGGAUGUAGAUUUUCUCAAGAAACAGGAGUCGGAGAUACUUUUGAUUCAUAUGCUUAUGAUGGAAACAGAAUUAGAAAAUGGAACAGCUACACUCAAAAAUAUGGACAACCAUGGCUGAGUGGAGAUAUAAUUGGAUGUUGCGGUGAUUUUGAUAAAGGAACUUUAGAAUUUUUUAGAAAUGGAGUUUCAAUGGGUGAAGCUUUUGACAAUGUACAUCUUGGUCCUGGUCGAGCUUACUUUCCUGCAGUAAGUUUAGGUUUUGGAGAGCAUCUAACAGCUAACUUUGGAAACACUCCAUUUCGUUAUCCAGUAUCUGGUUAUGAACCUCUGCAAAUUUAUCCGAUUCAAGCUGUUGAGAGAUGCAAUGUAAUUUUGGAUUGGUUUUACAAUCUUCUGAAUAUAGAAGAAACACAUUCCCAGGUAACACCAGAUGGUUAUCUGUGCAAGGAGCUCAAUGCUUCUCCAGAUGCAUUUUUUUUGACUGUGAGUAAAACUCUAGUCUAUGCACUGGCUCCACUUUUGGCCUUGCCUUUUUUGACAGACUCAUGUAUAAUCCCAUUCAUUGAAAGAUUAUUGGGAAAAGAUGCAGGGGUUAUCUUAAGAAGUAAUAAGGGAAAAUCUAUGGGUUCAACCGGAAACCGCGGUCGAGUUGUUAGAUGGCUAGAUAUGCUUUGGGCGUUUUUGGAGGAAAGAGAGCUAAAACCUUUCUUAGAGAAUAUUUGUUUACAAUUACUGAGUCGAUUUCGACAUGUGCCCAGUAAUUUAGAAUAUGUUGAGCAAAAAAGAAGUUUGUCACUUUUAAGAUCUGUUUGUGAACACUCAAGAUCCAGGCAACUUUUACUUAAUCACAUUUUUUUUGAUACUGUAAAGCUAGUCGAAUUCCUACACGUAAAAAUGUUAGAUGAAUCUGGAUUAAUAGCAAUUAUAGAACAUCCAUGGUGGGAUUGUCACGGUACUGAUAAAGAGGUCGAUGAUAGAAAAAAGCCAUAUUUAAAAUCUUGUAAUAGAAUCUUUGAAGCUGUCUCAAGCGUUGAAUCUCUCCAAGUCGAUCUUUUAAAAUGUUUAAUGAAUAAUACAGAUGGUUCCAAUCGUCAACCAUCUUCAAGAAAAAUAUUUCUUAAAAGACUUAGAAUUUUUUUCCACGAUAAUUACAUGUCUACUAGAUCUUUUCACUUGAUGCAAACACCUUUACCGGUAACUUUGUGUUGUUUUCAUCGACUGCUGGUUAUGUUUCGUGAACUGUGGGAAAGUGAAGUUGGUAAACGUCCCGUCAUUGUAGAACCCAAAGUUUUUUAUGAUGGUUCCAUCAAUUACUACACCGUGGACAGAAUAGGGGGUGUUUUAUCCCAUCUUAACAAAACGUACAUUCAGGAGCUUACGGCAGUUUUAGGACCCGAUCAUAAAGUUGUCAAUAAGAAAGUAGUUCAAGAAAAUCCUUCGGCAGCAAGAAUGAUUGCACCUCUCGAUAUUGUCGAUGGACAAUUUUUACCUGGCUUUCUUGGAGGACCAUCGAUUGCAAUUCGUGUUCCUCCGGAAGCUCAAGGUAAUGGGCCUGGAGUUGGAUUACCUAGUGUGGUACCUAUGCUGGCUAGACUUUUACAACAAGCAAAUGGGGGUCCAUCGGGUGGCCCCUUUGGUUUCGACGGAUCAUUAGGUGUUUUGAGACCAGAUAAAUCCAGAGUCAGUAAUGGAUUUGUUGACAAUACUCAGUCUCUUAUGGAAUUACUCGAUGGUUUGAUAUUGUUUUACCACACUUCUGCUCAUAAACAAAUCGUUAAGGUGAGCGCGAUGAGAGACAAUAUGGAGGAUUAUGUUACGGCUUACGAAAAUGCUCGGACAAGACUCGAAUCAUUUAAAAACCCAUCGAAAGCCAUGAGAAGAGAAUCUGUUGCCAUGAUUCAGUCUGAAAUUGAAAAAACUCGUCAGGUUUUCGAAUCCAAAUUAGAAGAGCAAGCUAGAUUUAUGGCAUGGGUGAGAGCGGCCAUAUUUUCUUCAGAAAAGCAGAGGCAACUUUCGUGGCUCUUAAAUGUUUUAGUGAGCACGAUAAAAGCAUCGUCCAGUGAAGGAGUACUUUUUAGUUUUCUACCAGAAUUUUAUUUAGAUUCUCUUUUCGAAAUUUGUUCUGCUUUAAGAGUUUUAUUUCAUCCGACUUGUUCGCUCGAAGAUAUCGAUGGAUUCAAUCAAAUACUGGCACAACUCUCUGAAUUUCUUUGCGUUCAUUUUGCCGAUCCGCGCAUCGUCAAUGCUUCUUCAAAAGAUACCGUCGUUCAAGCUUUGGCAACUUUUGUCGCAAACCCCGUGACUUUACAAUCUUUGGAAAAAGUAUCUUUCGAAACGCAAAGAAAUAUGGUCAAAGGAUUACUUAGACCUUACGAAAAUAGAGCUUGGGCUCAAAGUAAUUGGAUUUUGGUACGUUUUUGGCAAGGUUACGGUUUUGCUUUUCGAUAUGAAAAAUCCCCACAUCUGACUAAAAAAGUCGGUCCGAGAUUUCUUCAAUCUGAUUCGGCAAUAAUUAAUCAAUAUAUAAAACCUUUACCAUCAAAACUAUUUCAAAAUCAUGUUAAAGAUGUAAUGAUAAACAAUGAACCAAUGGCAACUGUUUUUCUUAAUUCCGUACUUAAUCAGCUCAAUUGGGCUUUUUCAGAAUUUAUUGGAAUGCUUCAGGAAAUUCAAAACAUUUCAUCGAGACCUGAAAGAGUAUUUAUUGAAUCUAGACAAUUAAAAAUUUGCGCCACUUGUUUUGAUUUAUCAUUAUCUCUUUUAAGAGUUUUAGAAAUGAUUUGUAAUAUUUCUGUUUGUGUUUUUAUCGAUCCCGAAAGGCCUAAUUCGGAAUUGCUCUUGUCGAGACUUUAUCAGUUGAUUUGUCAAAUCCUGAAUCGAGUGAGCUCCACCACCGGUUGCUUUCAACACGUUGUCCUUUUGGAAAUUCCCGAUUUAGAGGGCGUGGAUCAUUUUCCCAUUUUAGCUGCCGUAGUCGGAAUACUUUUGGCACUUUUUAAAGACGACCUUAAAAAUUUUAGAGAAUCAAAUCCGAUUUCAAACGUCGCGCAUGUUUUACUUACGGAGCCUAGUUUUCAAUUAUCAUCAUUGAAAUUCUUACUCGGAGAUCUUCGGCAACAAGUCGAAAAUGGUAAAGGGAAAACAUUACCCGUCAAAUCUAAAGGAUUUUCAUUUAGUAAUUAUCAGGGCGAUGUUUCGGAUGAAGAAUUGAGAGAUGUAAGACGAUUAAUUAAUUUACUAGAAGUCGGUCAACGUAAAGUAUCAGCAAUGAGCCUUCAUUCCGAUGAUGACGUAUGCACCAUAUGUUACGCCAAUCCAAUAUCGGUUGUUUUCGAGCCAUGCCGACAUCAAUCUUGCAAAGUUUGCAUCGCGCAUCACUUAUUAAACGGUCGAGAAUGUUUUUUUUGUAAAUCCAUGAUUGAAAAAGUCGUCGACGUUCACGGAAUAGUGGUACACGAUUUGGGAAGAAUCACCGAUGGAUUUGACAACAAUGAAGAAGAAGAAGAAGAAGAAGACGAAUAA
Pediculus humanus corporis (human body louse) is the source of this 3885-nucleotide messenger RNA. RefSeq lists its product as uncharacterized. Gene Ontology annotation, molecular function: protein binding; ubiquitin-protein transferase activity. Bases 1 to 3885 code for a protein of 1294 amino acids. Gene Ontology annotation, cellular component: cytoplasm. Lineage: Eukaryota; Metazoa; Arthropoda; Insecta; Psocodea; Pediculidae. The record is from RefSeq and is a predicted model, not a curated record. The transcript has 19 exons.